AGAUGCAUGGGAUUAUUGAAUAUACGAUUUUACAAUAGUGCAUGUCGGCGUCGUUUAUUUUGUUAAUUAAUAGUGCUUAUUUCAUAGUUUCGUUACCUUUUACUAAAUUAUCAGCACUAUUUAAAAUUGAAUAAAAUGUCUGCAGAUAAUAUUGAAAAGUUAUAUCAAAAUUAUGGAAUUCUCGCCGAUGCUAAAGAUGACAUUUCAAAGCAUGAAAAAGAAUACUUGGAAAUACUUGCAGCGGUAAAAGGAUCAGAUAAAGAAAAGCGCUUGGCGUCGCAAUUCAUUGCGAAAUUUUUUAACAGUUUUCCUAAUUUGACGGACCAAGCUAUUGAAGCUCAGUUUGAUCUUUGUGAGGAUGACGAUGUUGCGAUUCGCAAACAAGCCAUUAAAGACCUACCAUUAAUGUGUAAAAAUAACAAAGAACACACUACUAGAAUUGCCGACAUUUUGGCACAACUUUUACAAUCAGAAGAUGCCACAGAAAUUAAUGUUGUUACCAAUUCCUUGGUCACCAUUUUAAAAAAUGACCCAAAAGGCACUUUAACUGGUUUAUUCUCACAAAUUCACCAGAGCACAGAUAGUGAAGUACCCAAUGAAGUUGUUAGAGAGAGGUGUAUUAAAUUUUUGGCUACAAAAGUAAAGCAGCUAGGUAGGGAUGUUAUUGAUAAAGAUGCUGAAGACCUUAUUAUCUCCGAAGGAAAGAAAAUCCUACAGGAUUCCGUAGCUGAAGAAUUUGAACAUAUAAUGGAUUUAUUAACUUGGUCAAGACUUGGAAAGACACCAGCAGGAAAAAAAGAAAUGACACAGCUGAUAGCUGCACUGGCCUUUACGCCCGGGGAUUGGCAUCCAGAAGAUCCUGAAUAUGUUGAUAGGCUCAUCCAAUGCACUCAACAUGCAAUACCCUUAUUUACUAAUCAAGUGGAUUCAACGCAGUUUGUCAACAUUUUCUGUGAUCAUGUCUUGCUUCGAUGGAAUGAUAUUGCAACCACAGGUGGAGGGACAGAUGUAAAACUUGAUAUAUUAAAAGCAUUUGCUGAACUUACUGAACACUGUGGAGAGAUAGAAAAUGCUCAGGACAAAAUAAAUAUUGUUUAUGAUGUUCUAAUGAACUAUUUACCUGAAGCACCAGUUGAAAAUGAAGAAGAGAAUGCUGUUAAAGGAGAAGAUGGAGAAAACAAACCAGAAGACACAAAAUCUACGACAGCACCAUCUUUACAAUUUUCUCAUGUUGAAUGUGCGCUAUUUGCUAUUCACUCAUUGUGUCGGAAAGCACCAGAUGCUCUUGGAGCAGAUACUGCACGACUAAAGACUUUACGCUUACGACUUCAAUACACAGCUAGGCUAACUCAAGGAUAUAUUAAAAAACUAAAGGAAGUUACACAGAGCAAAAAAGGAGAAGAUGCCAAUACAGAAGAAAAUAAACUGAAAAUAGCUGCUUUAAAAACAACAUCAAAUAUUAACACACUUAUACGUGAUAUAUUUCGCACACCUCCUAGCUUCAAGAGCAAAGUACAUCUUUCAUUCCAGGCAAAAAAAGUUGAAAAAGAGAUAACAACAUCUAGCGAUACAGAAGAUAAAGAUAAAUCUUCAUCAGGUUCAAAAAGACACAGACCUAUCACCUUUGACAAUGGUGAACAAAAGGAAGCACCCGAGAAACGUGCCCGUAGUGGUGAUAGAAAUCUUAAAAUGUAUACACCACCUUCGGGAAAAUAUAGUUCCAGAUUAAAUACCACUGGACGUUUCUCUGGCCCCAAUUCUGGGCGAGGGAGAGGCAAAAGGGAAUUCUGGAACAGGGGCACGCCCUUUAGAAAGCGCUACUAAAUUGACUAAAAACUUCACAUAAUCCCAUGGACUUCUCCUUUCUUUUAAGGACAUAAUUAUAUAGAAAGUCGCCCUUUAAUAAAAGAAAACACACCAUUUAAAAAACAAACUAUGGAAUCUUUUUCCAUUGUACACAAUAUUUAUAUGGCUGAUUAGCAAAAAAAUAUAUAACAAAAAAAAAACAAGAAAUAGUUUUAAAAUGAAUAACAUGAACUUCAGUUUUGAGAUUGGGCGAUCGCCGUUUAUAUUUCGUCGUAUACUUCGUUGAUUAGUUCUGUUUUCAAACUUUUUUAGCAGUUCCAGAAGAAAUAAUAUUGAUUAUUUCUCAUAUGUUGCAGUAGUUUUCAGUGUACCUUCAGCUACAUAGUGUACGUAGAUUUUAUUUGACAAAUUUAUUCAUAAAAUAAUGCAUGCUUUAUCUAAUUAAUAUUAUAAGUUCUCAUCUUUGCCUUCAUAUGUAAAUGGUAAGUAAACUAAUUAUCUACAAUUAAUUAAAUAAGUUGGUGACUUGGAACUUCAUUAUAAGCUGUAAGUAUUAUAUUUUGUAGUAUUUAAAAUAUUAUAUUAACUACAUCAUACAACUUAUGCAAAAUGACAUUGGCUGCCAACAACUCAUGAUUACGGUAAGUCAUUUGAAAAUGUAUUAAUAAUAUAUCAUUUAAAUAGGAUGGUCGAUCAAAUGGAGCAAUUACUAGAACAUGGCUGCAAUUGAAAAUUGUUUCAGAUCUGUUUGUCACACUUCUUUUUUAACCAAAGAAGUAACCACCUGGAAUAAAUUUAUCUUCAUAUAAUAAAAUGAUUUUUACGGAAA
This is a messenger RNA of Vanessa atalanta (red admiral), 2635 nucleotides long. It is a transcript of the gene cass, whose product is annotated as apoptosis inhibitor 5. Lineage: Eukaryota; Metazoa; Arthropoda; Insecta; Lepidoptera; Nymphalidae. Gene Ontology annotation, biological process: negative regulation of apoptotic process. The transcript has 8 exons. Gene Ontology annotation, molecular function: RNA binding. Bases 136 to 1824 code for a protein of 562 amino acids. The record is from RefSeq and is a predicted model, not a curated record. Gene Ontology annotation, cellular component: nucleus.